AUGCCAGGAUCUCGAAAAUUUUUUGUUGGUGGAAACUGGAAGAUGAAUGGGAGUCGUUCAGACAAUGAUACUUUAAUUCGCACACUUUCUGAAGCCCAGUUCAGUGACAAUACAGAGGUUUUAGUGGCUCCACCUUCUAUUUUCCUCCGUGAUGUUAGAGACCACUUGAAAAGAAGUAUACAUGUAGCAGCUCAAAACUGCUAUAAAGUACCGAAAGGUGCAUUUACAGGAGAAAUUAGUCCUGCAAUGAUAAAGGAUGUUGGUUGUGACUGGGUUAUACUUGGUCAUUCCGAGCGAAGAAAUGUUUUUGGAGAAUCUGAUGAGCUCAUUGCUGAAAAGGUUCAACAUGCUCUUGCAGAAGGUUUAAGUGUUAUAGCCUGUAUUGGUGAAAUGCUAUCAGAACGUGAAUCUGGUAAAACAGAAGAAGUUUGUGUAAGACAGUUAAAAGCUAUUGCAAACAAAAUUCACUCUGCGGAUGAAUGGCAAAGAGUAGUUGUUGCCUAUGAACCUGUAUGGGCUAUUGGUACAGGCAAGGUUGCUACACCCGUACAAGCCCAGGAAGUUCAUAGUUUCCUACGCAAGUGGUUGAAGACUAAUGCACCAGCUGGUGUUGAUGAAAAUUUGCGCAUUAUAUAUGGUGGUUCCGUGACUGCUGCCAACUGCAAAGAAUUAGCUCAACAGCCGGAUGUAGACGGAUUUUUAGUUGGUGGAGCUUCAUUGAAAGCUGAAUUUAUUGACAUUUGUAAAGCUCGAUAA
Molecule: messenger RNA, 756 nt
Organism: Heterobilharzia americana
Lineage: Eukaryota; Metazoa; Platyhelminthes; Trematoda; Strigeidida; Schistosomatidae
Source: the annotation of a GenBank genome assembly